GGUUCUCCGCUCUCUUUCCCUCCUUACCAUCUCCAGCUUCUUCUCGACGAGUAAAAACGACGAUGACCAACGCCAACAGCCCCGUUUUGACUCGUGGUCCCAAGAGGUGGUGGCAAGACGCCAUCAUUUACCAGGUCUGGCCAGCUUCGUUCCAAGACUCCAAUGGCGAUGGUAUGGGUGAUAUCCCUGGCAUCAUCUCGCGCCUGGACUACAUCAAGUCGACCGGCGCGAACACCAUCUGGUUGUCGCCCAUGUAUGACAGCCCUCAGAUCGACAUGGGCUAUGACAUCGCCGACUACAACGCCAUUUACCCUCCUUACGGCACGAUGGCCGACAUGGACGCGUUGAUCAAGGGCUGCCACGAGCGCGGUCUGCGCAUUUUGUGCGACCUCGUCAUCAACCACUGCAGUGACCAGCACAAGUGGUUCCAGGAGUCGCGCUCUUCCAAGGACAACCCGAAGCGUGACUGGUUUAUCUGGCGCCCAGCCAAGUACGACGCUGACGGCAAGCGCCACCCUCCGAACAACUGGCGCUCUUGCUUCAGCGAGUCGGCCUGGGAGUGGGACGAGAAGACACAAGAGUACUACCUCCACCUCUUCGUCGUUGGACAGCCCGACUUCAACUGGACUAAUGAAGAGUGCCGCAAGGCCAUCAUCGACUCGGCCAUCAAGUACUGGCUCGAGAAGGGCGUUGACGGCUUCCGUAUCGACACGGCCUCGAUGUACAGCAAGCCCAUGGACUUCCCUGACGCUCCCGUCAUUGACAAGGACGUCGAGCACCAGCCUGCUUUCCACCUCUUCUGUGACGGUCCUCAGCUCGAAGACUACCUGCGUGAGAUCGGCAAGGUCUUUGCCCAGUACGACAGCAUGACAGUAGGCGAGUUCCCCAACGCCACCUUUGAGCGCUCUGUUCGCGCCACGAGUGCGAGCGACCCCCAGAUGUCGAUGAACUUCCACUUCAGCCUGUGCGACUUUGGUCGCGACGUCGAGAAUGAUCUCUAUAGACUCCUUCCUGCGGAGAAGCGCCGCCUCAGCCAGUUCAAGGAGAUCAUCCGCGCUCACCAGACGCACGUCGAGGGCACCGACUCGUGGCCCAGCUUUUUCCUUGAGAACCACGACAUCGCCAGGGCCAUUUCAAGGUACGCCAACGACGCGCCUGAGCACCGCGUCGCCUCCGGCAAGAUGCUCGCUACGCUGGCGGCUUCGCAGUCCGGCACGCUCUUCCUUUACCAGGGCCAAGAAAUUGGUACCGUCAACUUCCCCAAGGACUGGGACAUCGAAGACUACCAGGACAUUGGCUCGAUCAACUACUGGAAGAUGCUCAAGGCCAAGGGCGCCUCUCAGCAAGAGUUUGACACCGCCAAGCUGAACCUGUCCGCCUUGGCUCGCGACCACGCUCGCACGCCCGUCCAGUGGUCGGCUGAGCAACACGCCGGCUUCACGACCAACGCCAAGGGUCCCUGGAUGAAGGUCAAUGACACGUACAAGGACAUCAACGUCGCCUCGCAGGACAAGGACGCAGGCUCCGUCCUCAACUACUACCGCAAGGCCAUGCAGCUGCGCACCAAGCACAUUGACGUCCUCGGCCACGGUCUCUUCCGCAUCCACGACCCCAAGAGCGACGAGACGCUCGUCUACGCCAAGCUGAGCGAUGAGCAAGCCAAGGGUAAAAUUGCCGUCGUGGCUCUCAACUUCACGACGAAGGAAGUCGCCUUCACCCUGCCCGCCGAGGCAAAGGGCAAGAAUCUCGACUUGGCGCUGGGCACGCACGGCGAUGCUCACGACGAGGGCAAGCUGCGCCCCUUGGAGGGUCGAAUCUACCUGUCCGCUUAGACUGGGCGUGUGCGGCGCGAGUGCUUAGAAUAGACUGGGGGGCCGAGAGCGUGCGGUGCGCGUUCCUCUUUGCGGGUCUUCUUCACCUGUCACUGCCAUCAUGAUACAGAAACCUCGAAUUCAUUCCUCUUCCAUCCUAGUC
Molecule: messenger RNA, 1974 nt
Organism: Jaminaea rosea
Lineage: Eukaryota; Fungi; Basidiomycota; Exobasidiomycetes; Microstromatales
Product: glycoside hydrolase
Exons: 7
Coding region: 63-1832 (589 amino acids)
Biological process (GO): oligosaccharide catabolic process
Molecular function (GO): alpha-amylase activity
Source: RefSeq, a predicted model, not a curated record